Molecule: messenger RNA, 3597 nt
Organism: Musa acuminata subsp. malaccensis (wild Malaysian banana)
Lineage: Eukaryota; Viridiplantae; Streptophyta; Magnoliopsida; Zingiberales; Musaceae
Product: probable 1-deoxy-D-xylulose-5-phosphate synthase, chloroplastic
Biological process (GO): terpenoid biosynthetic process
Molecular function (GO): 1-deoxy-D-xylulose-5-phosphate synthase activity
Source: RefSeq, a predicted model, not a curated record
UCAUCACCAACCCCGACUCUUAUCACGAGCGACACCUCCCUCUCCUCCUCCAUCGUUGUCUGCCUUUCCAUGUCGCCUCCGUCUCACGAGUGAUAGUCUUGUCCCCCUCCUUUGCCACCUGUGCAAAAGGCAACGGCCCUUAUCCUCUCCGCUGGCACCCUCGUCGCCCACCGUUGUUCUACCUGUGUUGCACAAGCGGAAAAGGAGGGGGUUCAAGGCUAUCGCCCGCGGGGGCGGGCACUACACAGAAGCGAAGUGGAAGGAUGGGCGAUGAGGGAUGAGGAGGAGAAGGGGGAAGGAUGGGGAAGGAGGAAGAGAGGAGGGGGAGCAAGGAAGGACGACGCUACCUAUGAUGGGAGCAGGAGGCAACAAGCGACGUCGCUCACGGUGGGAACAAGGGGCGGCGAAGGCGGAGACGACAACGAUCGGAGGCUGUUUUGGAGGGGAAGGAGCAUUUUCAUCGAAUUGGGGAAAAAGGAUUGCCCCAAAGGUGGAGAAUAUAGCUGCUAUGCAUAUGUCUCACCCCUGAUGAUGAUCUUUGGUGUUUGAUCCCCACAUCCAAGAAGGAUCUCUAAGUACAUACAUAUUCCAAGAAGGAUUAAGCUUUGUUCUUAAGGAUAGAUAAGGAAAUCUGAUGGUCGCGGCAGUACCAGAACGAUCCCAGAGUUCGUCUCGAAGAGCCGUCGACUCAUUCCGCCAGCCACCGGAAGCUCCGAGUGCGGACGCGUUUGGCCCAAGAAAGGAGAGGGAGCCAGCCCUUUAGAUGGGCCUUCUCGUCCGAAAAAAGCAAGACUAUUUCCUCAUUAUGCCUUUUGGAAAGUAAAGACAAAGGAUUGGAUAGGGUCACCAGCAACGCCGCUAUCUCUCACUCCUCUUAUCGCUGCCGACAAAUUACCCCGUUACGGCGUCCCGCGGACCUGCGGUUGGUAUCUCCGGGCUCUGUACAGCGAGACGAACGGUCGGAGCCGUCCCAGCCCAUGAUCGAUGCGAAAGACGUCGGUGAUUGACGGAGGAUAUGCUCCUGGUUGUAGAUUAAUUUGUUUCCUAAAUGGCCUCUGCUUCCUCUCAUUGCCCGUUCAGACAUAUUUCUUUCCUUCAAAGCGAAUCUAGGUUCCAAUCUGCGGAAUCUGGUUACUUUGGGACUCCGCAGUUCUUGAAGAAGAGCACUUCUGAGUUGAUUAUUUACCAAAAUUCUGUAACUACGUAUCUAAGGAAGGGUUGCAGACAGGUUGCUGCACUACCAGAUAUUGGUGAUUUCUUCUGGGAAAAAGAUCCAACUCCCAUUUUAGACAUGGUUGAUAUGCCGAUUCAAUUGAAGAAUCUGUCCCACAAAGAACUAAAGCAAUUAGCUGGUGAAAUUCGUUCUGAGAUAUCUUUUGUUAUGUUAAAGACCCGUAGGCCCUUCAGAGCAAGUCUUGCAGUGGUGGAGUUAACAGUGGCUUUACAUCAUGUUUUUCAUGCUCCCAUGGACAAGAUACUCUGGGAUGAUGGUGAACAGACAUAUGCACACAAGAUUCUGACAGGAAGGCGCUCUCUUAUGCAUACACUUAAGCGAAAAGAUGGUCUCUCGGGUUUCACUUCUCGAGCAGAAAGCGAGUACGACGCAUUUGGUGCUGGGCAUGGAUGCAAUAGCAUAUCUGCUGGGCUUGGCAUGGCAGUUGCAAGGGAUAUUAAUGGAAAGAAGAAUCGUAUAGUGACAGUUAUAAGUAAUUGGACAACGAUGGCUGGUCAGGUCUAUGAGGCAAUGAGCAAUGCUGGGUAUCUUGAUUCUAACAUGAUAGUGAUUUUAAAUGAUAGUAGGCACUCUUUACACCCUAAGCUUAGUGAAGGACCAAAAAUGACAAUCAAUCCGAUCUCAAGCACUUUAAGCAAGAUUCAAUCUAGUAGAUCCUUCCGGAGAUUCAGGGAAGCUGCAAAGGGUGUAACGAAAAGAAUCGGUAAAACUAUGCACGAAUUGGCAGCUAAAGUCGAUGAGUAUACACGUGGUAUGAUUGGUCCUCUUGGAGCUACUCUCUUUGAAGAACUUGGGCUGUACUACAUUGGACCAGUGGAUGGACACAAUAUUGAUGAUCUAAUUUGUGUACUCAAUGAAGUGGCAUCAUUGGAUUCAACUGGACCCGUAUUGGUUCAUGUCAUUACAGAAGAUGAGGACUUGGAAAGUAUUCAGAAAGAGAACUCAAAAUCAUGUUCUAAUUCCAUCAACAGCAACCCCUCUAGGACAUUCAAUGAUUGUCUUGCUGAAGCUAUAGUUGCAGAAGCAGAAAGGGACAAAGAAAUUGUAGUGGUUCAUGCAGGAAUGGGAGUCGAUCCAUCACUUAAGCUCUUCCAGUCCAGAUUUCCUGACAGAUUUUUUGAUGUUGGCAUGGCAGAACAACAUGCUAUUACUUUUGCUGCAGGCUUAUCUUGCGGGGGUUUGAAACCGUUCUGCAUAAUUCCGUCAACAUUCUUACAAAGAGGAUAUGAUCAGGUUAUCCAAGAUGUAGAUCUACAGAGACUUCCUGUGAGAUUUGCCAUUAGUAGUGCAGGGCUGGCAGGAUCUGAAGGUCCAAUUCAUUCUGGAGUUUUUGACAUAACAUUUAUGGCAUGCUUGCCAAAUAUGAUUGUCAUGGCACCAUCAGAUGAAGAUGAACUUAUUGACAUGGUGGCUACUGCUGCUUGUGUUAACGACAGGCCUAUUUGCUUCCGGUAUCCCAGGGUAGCUAUUAUGGGAAACAAUGGUCUAUUACAUAGUGGAAUGCCUCUUGAGAUUGGGAAGGGAGAGAUGCUAGUAGAAGGAAAACAUGUGGCUUUGCUUGGCUAUGGUGUGAUGGUUCAGAAUUGCCUAAAGGCACAAUCUCUGCUUGCUGGCCUCGGUAUCCAAGUGACCGUUGCCAGUGCAAGGUUUUGCAAGCCACUUGACAUCGAGCUUAUCCGAAGGCUAUGUCAGGAGCAUGAGUUUUUGAUAACUGUCGAGGAAGGAACCGUUGGUGGUUUUGGUUCUCAUGUUUCACAAUUCAUGGCACUUGAUGGUUUGCUUGAUGGAAGAGUAAAGUGGCGACCCAUUCUACUACCAGACAACUACAUAGAGCAAGCAACCCCAAGGGAACAGCUAGAGAUUGCUGGACUGACCGGCCAUCACAUUGCAGCCACAACAUUAAGUCUGUUGGGACGUCAUCGGGAGGCCUUUCUCUUAAUGCGGUAGAAAGUUCUGAACGGGAACAUCCGCAGGAGAUUCAAAAGGGGGCAUUUUAUACUGAUGCUGCAGUUAAACCUCCAAGUUCUUAUCGAGGCUGCCAGAUUUUGAUCGACAUCCGUGGGCCAAUAUGGAAAUUGGGAGAGAAAUUGUAUAAUUUUUGUCGAUAUGCUCAUUGUUGAGAGUUGUAUUCUGUUAUUGAAUGCAAGCUUCUUCAGCGGGGAGUGAGCUUCUUGAAGGGAUGCGCCUUUUGCAUCUUAUGAGCUCUUAUGUUGUAUGGAUCACAUUUAGUAGUCCCGAGUCAGAUUUUAUCCAUGGACGUUCAUUUUUGUGCCGGCAUGAUAAAUUUAAUUUGUAUUUGAGAUAUGCUAGACCUAAAUAAGGUCUAACUCAACUAAGUUGGUUCAACUUAUUUUGAUGAAUUA